GGCUAGAGAGAGAGAGGCUACCAGAAAGAGAACCAGGAGCAGAGCAUGCACAGCACAGGGGAGAGAGAAGGGACUCCAUUUUGGCAAGGAGAUUCUGGAUCCCUCUUAAAAUAUCCUCCCUCUCUGCAGCCGAAGGGCUGUGUUUUGGAUGCAGUGAAUAAGGCCCUAUCUGACAUCUGCAUGGGGCAGUUCUCUCACUUAGCCCUCUCCAAGACCAUCAAAUUCCUUGCUGUGAGAGCCCCCUCUAUACAACCAGGUUUUGGGGUGCGGUCAUGGUGUCCCAGGCAGAGGUCUGGGACCCCUUCCAUGCAGGCACUCUCCUCUCGCAGCUGAACGAGCAGCGGCUGGCCGGCCCUGCACCCUUCUGUGACAUCACACUUAUUGCCUCUGACGACGCCAAAUUCCGUGCACACCAGAGUGUCUUGGCCGCUUGUAGCCCCUACUUCCGUGAGCUGCUUUCACCUCCAGCUCCUUCACCUUCCCCUUCAGAAUCUGCUCUCCCUAGGAAGGACAGGGUACUGGAGUUGCCCCAGCUUCAAUCUAGAGUGCUGUCUGACCUGCUGGACUACAUCUACACCUCCCGUGUUCCCCAGCACGGUUCAAGGGGGACCCAGCAGCUCUCUGAGGCAGGCCGAAGCCUGGGCGUGCCUUUUCUGGCUGGCCUAUUGGGGAAAGACUCACGUCUUAUCAAAAGCAAAAUCAGGCAGGAUAAAACUGAAAGGAUGGAAGGAACUGACAAGGUUGCCAUUGCCAAGAGCGCAAAAACAUUUUUUUCUGUUCCCCUCAGUGUGCCUUUCCCUGACCUCUCAGCACAAAAUCACAUCCCCCCCUCACACUCCCCAUCCUCUUCUUCUGCCUGCAUAACAGACCCAGAGGAGACAUCAUGGAAGUUAGCCACUAAGGUGGAUAAGAAAAUACAGCACAUGACUGGCCAUUCACCAACCUCCCCCAUUGAUCUAACUGCACCAACUAAGAAGGACCCUCCAUCCACAUCCCCCUCCUCUGUGACCGGCACUGUUCCCCAAUUUAUGAACCUCCCUCUGUUGCCUGCAUCCAGGACAGGACUGGUGUUUCCAGCGGGGGGAAAGGGUGACAGCUUCCCUGCAAGCAUGGACUCUGAGUGCUCUACCACAGAGACAGCGCAGAUCCUGUUCAACCUGAGUGCCAUGGCCUUCCAGGGCCAGGGGCCUCUAGAGCCAGAUAGAGUUGAGCAUGGUUCAGGGAUCAAGCAGGGGAGAACAGAAAGCCCAACAACAGGACCAAGUCUGCCCCAACCUAACCCUCUUCCUCCUCCUCUCACUCCUCCAGCACCCAAUGACUCCUCAUCUGUGUCCUCAGAGCCUGAUCUCCUAUGUGGGGUUUGUCACCGCCUCUUCAGCUCUGCCUCUUCCCUCACUGUUCACAUGCGACUUCAUCGUGGGGGGCGAGCUCUCAGCUGUCGGCACUGUGGCAAAGCCUUCAUUCACAACAAGAGACUACAAUCCCACGAAGCUGCCUGUAGACAAGCUUCACCUGCCCUGCAUGUCCCCACCAAGCAAGAACCACCAGAGGACAUUGAGGAGAGUGAACAAGGAGGAGGACAAGUCGGGCAGCCAGAGCAAGGUCGCAUGGGAGCUGGCCGACCCUUGAAGAAAGGACGGCCCUUUCUAGGACGACACCACCGCCCCUUCCCGCACGCUGAUCUGCUGGCUGAGGAGGACCACUUUGUAAAGGUUGUGGAUGGACACAUAAUUUACUUCUGCACUGUAUGUGAGCGCUCCUACAUGACACUCUCUAGCCUCAAGCGUCACUCCAAUGUGCAUUCCUGGCGUCGCAAGUACCCUUGCCACUUCUGUGAUAAGGUCUUUGCCCUUGCAGAGUAUCGUACAAAGCAUGAGGUCUGGCACACAGGAGAACGCCGCUACCAAUGCAUCUUCUGCUGGGAGGCAUUUGCCACCUAUUACAACCUCAAAACACACCAGAAGGCCUUUCAUGGUAUCAGUCCUGGCCUCAUCUCCAGUGAGAAGACUGCUAAUGGUGGCUACAAGCAGAAGGUCAAUGCCCUUAAGCUGUACCGGCUGCUACCUAUGCGGUCCCAGAAACGGCCCUACAAGACAUACAGUCAGUCCCUCACUGAUAGUUUGCUGUUGCCUCCAGAAUCGGCAAAGCCCUUGUCAUUACCCUUGGACUGCAGCUUGCCUACACCUCUGGACCCCAGUCAGUUACACUCUCUAAUCAGUGACAGUCAUCCCCCAGAUUUACUUACUGACCCCAGCAAGUUCACCUUUGGAGUUAACUCAGAUAACUUAGGUCUCGGGGAACCCUCAAAACUCACAGAUGCUAAGUCAGAUGUGCAAUUGAGGAUGAGCAAGGAAGAGCCAACUGAUGGAGAGCAAGCAGGCAGCAGUGGAAGUGCUAUCUUACCAGGCAGCAGCAACAUACAACUACCAAGGGACUACUCUGGCUCCAUUGCUCCUGUCUCUUCUGUCAUCACCUAUGGACAUCCUAAACCUUCAGUCAUCAAGCAUGGCACAGCUGUCUCCUCCUCUGUCAUUGUCCACAGCAACCAAAUCUCUUCAGGGGGUGACAGAAACUUCCUCAACUCAAGUUCAACCUCUGAUAACAGUCAGCUGCCCUCCAAAGCAGCCCAUAGGCCCAUGAAAAAGCAGGUACUGAAAAAUUAUGUCCAGUCUCAGAAAGAGGAGGGUGUAUCCACUGCAGAGGAAGUGGAGGACAAGCAGGUAGUGGCAGGGGAGGAAAAGAGCAAACCUCAGAAGGGCCGCAGGGCCCACAAGGGAGUGACCUACACAGCAAAGCCAGCCUGCGUAGCAGGGGUGGCAGAGAUCAGGGGUUCUGCGCCACUUUGCCAGAUCACUGUGCGGAUUGGGGAGGAGGCUAUUGUCAAGCGGAGCAUCUCUGAGACAGACUUGAUGAGAGACAAGAGUCUGUCACCCAGCAAAGCCAAAAAGACUGACGCUAGCUCACAAGAUCCAACAGAACCCUACCGUUCCCAUACCCACCACCACCGUCACAGACAUCAUGCACACCGCAGUUCCAGUGAGCUGGAAGAGGGGGAUAGCUGGAGGAAGAGCCCCAAAGCUCCCAAGAUAGCUAAAGUCCGAGAAUACUAUUUCCGUCAGGAGGUGAGAGAAGAGGAAAGUGACCAGGAUGCAGAGGACAAUCUGUGGCGGCCUUACUAUACCUACAAACCCAAGCGAAAAUCCUUGCAUGUACAGAAAGUGAAGAAGUCUACCUGGCAGCGGCACCUGCGUUAUAAGCGUUCUUUGAGGUUAAUAAGAAGGACAGAGCGGGUCAUGGACCACAGUGUCAAGGAGGGGGAGGAAGAUGAGGACGAGGAGGAAGUAGAGGAAGAACUAGUAAAAAAAGAUGGAACACAGGGGCACAAAAAAUGUUCAAGUACCAGUUCUGUUCUCUCAACAGAGAAACAGCAACAGGACACUGCAGAGGAAAAUGAAUCGCAGUGUAGGAUACACCCUACUAAGUCACUCACGGAAGCCUCUUCUAAUUGCACAAGCAAACAAGAGCAUCUCCAAACAAUGAAGAAGGCAUCUGAGUGUGGGACCUGUGGGCGCUGGUUUUCCACUGCACGAAAGCGGGACAGACAUGAGCUCACACACCUUCUAGAGUUUGUGUGUUUGAAGUGUCAUGAGUCAUUCCCCUCCCAGGCCCUGUUGGAUGAGCACCAUAGAACUCAGCAUGUUCAAGUUGACCACAUUUCCUCCCUGUCACAAAAUCAGCCAGUUGACACAGAUGUGGACAUGGUGAUGGAGACAGAAGUGGAGAAGGCUGUACCUGGAAAAGGUAGUCCGGGUCGUGUAGGUCGGAGGCCCUCUGUGAGACACAUAUGUCCCCACUGCGGUAAGGUGUGCAAAACAGCUGCUGCACUGGGUCGGCACACUAAACGCCAUGAGGUAGACAGCCCCAUUAUAGAUAGAGAGGAUGAAUGUGGGACUAUAGCCCCAGUCAUGGAGGCACUGUCUACAGCAUCAGCAGAGCUAUCAUCAAGCACAGAGUCAAAUACUAAAAAUGACCAUGCUCAGGCUAUCCCAGUCAUCAAUUAUCCCAAGGUGGCCCCUCAGUCUGUUGACAACAUUGAGUCACAAGGUCCUAAUUUUUCACGGGAAAGCAAAGCAGAGCCCCAGACACUUGGUGCAUUUGGAGAUUCAGAGCACAAAGACAAAGGUCCUAGUGCUGUCAGCGACCCCAGUCCCGAGUACAGUGAGCUUGCCCAGACCAGCCCCAGCUCGAGACCUGACAGACUUGAAGCCUCAUCGACCAGCCUUCAUAGUGUGUUGGUUUUGAGCAGAAAAGGCAUCCAUGACCCAACUUGUUCCUACAAAAUAUCCAGAGAAAGAAGGGCAGAGGAUCAGGUAAGCUGCAAAAGCAGCCCUGUGCAAAUGGAAAAAGUAAAUGACACUUCUGUGCAUGGGACAUCUGGGACUUCUGUGCAGGAAAGAGCCAAUGUUGAAAUAGCGGGGCCCUUGACAGCAGUGCCCAGUGGAGGUGAGGAUUCACAGUGUGGAGUGACUGCAGAUUUAAAGAAUGAGGGCACUCCCAAUCAGGGGACUAUGAGAGUUCCGGCUAAAGUGGAGAAGCCCCUGGUUGCUCAGAACCUCCGGUUACCAGCUACGUCCAGAAGCUCCAGCACUGUCCACGCACAAGAUUUAUCAGUGGCAUCUAUAAUAAGGGAGCGGGAGUUAAGCCACUCUGCCACAGGAAAGGUAAAGGUCCAAAGAGAGCAGCAGAGGGACAGGGAGGCAACUCUCUUAGUGCCUAAGCAGGAGGUAGAGACUCCAGCAGCAUCUCCUGAGUACUCCAUUAUACAAACCCCUGUGAGCACUGUUUCGCAGAGGCACUCCAAAUCACCCCAUCGUUCCCCAAAUGCAUCUGACCUGUUGGCACGGGCACAUCUGGAGGCACCCUCUUCACUGCAUAGCACCCGGGGCUCUGAGAGACAGGGACGUCACCUGCCAUCAUGCUCCUCUGGGGUGAAUGAGAAUGCCUCUACUAACACAUUGCUUCAUUCCCGGCUGCCUCAAUCGGAGGCUGAACCUGACGAGGACCCCUCAUCAGCAACUACAGGCCAUUGUGGGGAGGCUAAGUACCCAGUCCAGGAGUUCCCUUUGCCCCUUAUCAUGCCUGGGGGUUGCCGCUCCAGUAAGAAACAUGAAGAAAACAUCCUUGUGUCCUAUCCAGCCAACCCUCUUCCUUUUGCACCACUGGGGAAGAUGGGUGCCAAUGGGGACUUAGCCAAGCUACCAUUCUACCCUGACCCUUACCACCUGCUGUAUAGCCCACAGCUGCUUGCCUACCCCUACAACCUGGCUGCUCUGCCCAUGGCUCUGAACAUGAUGGCCCCAGAGGAAAAGGUGGAACCACUGCCCUUCCUGCCAGCCCUCUUCAACUAUGCUGCUGGCCCAUAUGCAGGUGCAGUGCCACACCAUCUAGUGGCCAAUCCAAGCCACUACAGCAACAGCAGUGGCAACAACAAGAAGCGGGACAGCACCAACCCAUAGGAGGAAACACAGCAAUGAAAUAUUAAAAAGACAGGUGGGCUUUUGAGGGAAGUGUUUUUGCUCCAAGGUGACUGAAUGCACUUGAACAAUCCCUGCCUCCCUUUUGUAAAGUUAAGUAGUGAUAAGACCUAGUCAACUUUAGAGGAGGGGUAAAGGGCAGAGGGGUUGGAGAGGGAGUUCAACAGGGGAGGAUGUAGGACAAACAGAGAAAGACACCCCUCUCCCUCCCCUAUCCAUCUAGCACUUCCAGUACACCUCUCUCCUUUUAUUCUUUCUUUCUGUAGUAGUACUAGAGCUCGAUUAACUGUCUUUCAGAAGCGUUAUAAUAAUAAUAUCUAUAAUAUAACAAUAAUAACAGCUAACAGGGUGUGUGUUUUGCAAAAAUUAGUUCAGUCUGCUUCCCUUUAUAGUGACCGCAAAAAAGAAAAAAAAAACAGGCUGGUUAUGUUUUAGAAAAGAAAAGGGAUGAGUCUGAAAGGCCAUCACUCUAGUGGAGUUACGAGUGUAACUUGACUGUCAUUGUGUGAAUGUCAGAGUGUGCAUGUAUAUAUGUGUGUGGUUGAAUUAACUUGUGUGUGCGUGUGUGUGUGCAUGUGUACGUGCGCACUUUUGCAUGUGUGUUAGCAUGUAUGUUCCCAUACACACACACACACACACACAUAUAUAAAUAUGUAUAUAUAUAUGUGUGUGUGUGUACUACACAUUCAUACUUGUGCAAGCACUUGAGAAUGUACAUGUAGAUACAUGCAUUUGUGUGCACAUAAAUACUUGCUCUAGUGUUUGCCUGUGUGUGUGUGUGUUUGUUUGUUUGUUUGUUUGUUUGUCUGUAUGUUGGCGUGGAUGCGCGUGCCAGGCCAUCUGCUCAAGAAAUGACCCAUUCCAGGGAGCUCUGUGGUCUGACCAUCAUUCCUGUGCUAUGGUCAAGUUGUUGUAUGUCAGUGUGUAGAAAUAUUAGAUCCACAGUCCACCCUGCAAAUUAUGAAGUAGCAAUCCCAGAAGCUAGAUGGCUGGAACCGAUUCUGUAAUAGCAAGCAAGGUAACUGACCAUUAAGUGCAACGUUUGGAAGUUUGUGAUACCUCAACUAAGAGAACACAGUGGUCACAUGGCAUAAAGCCAGUUUGAGGGUCUCCUGCAUUUUGGGGUUUGCACAAAGCGGCUUGACACGCUAAAGUUCAACAUUGUUCACAAUGGUGAACACCAUCAGUAACAGAAUGAAGCUUAUAUGACACUUUAUGUGAAAAUGGCCACUGGGCAAGAACUGUAGAACAGAUGCCAGGUGAUGUACUUCCAAUUCUCCUAUUACUCAUCUCAUCUCUUCCAGUAAUGAAAAAAAUCAGUCAACCUAAUCUUUAGUGGCCUUUUUCUUUUGUCCCCAGUGUCCCCAAAGACACACUCCAUUUGCUUGGCUGAGUCUGAGAGUGUAAGAGUAUUGAGAAAGGGAAGCAAGGGAGAAAGAGAUGGAAACACAGUGACGUCUGUGUUAUCCCGGUAGAGACACAUGGAGGGAAAGUGCAGCCAAGUUUGUAGCUCUAAUGGAGCUUCUUCAGCAACAACAAAAACCCUCCUGGAUAUUCAUGGGAAGGGGGAGUUUGUGUGAGCAACUUUGUACAUUGAUACAUGCUGGACGGGCACUGUAGCAGUCAGAGAGUGUCCAGCAUUUUUGGUCCUUCCAGCUCUUUUUGUUUCCUCCUGUGUCUGCUGUGUUCAAAUGAGGGGUUGAUGUCAUCCAAUAGACCUGGUCCCUAGCUGGAAAAAGCCUGGGCAUAACGUCCGCUGCAAUGGAGAUCCCCAUAUACCCCUUGUGGCUUUACUGUUAUGUGUAUCUCUGCAUUUUUAUUUGUUUGUUUGUUUGUUUGUUUGUUUGUUUGUUUUUUAUAUGAUGUUCUGUUUGUUUUACAUUUCCCCUUUUGCCAGACAGAAGAGGGUUCUGCAAAAAAGGGUUUUGAGUACACAGAUAAAUGAAUGUAAUUUAGUCAUGUGUUGAACGAAGUUGAAAACAAAACAAAAGGUAGAUGGAUUAUUUUUUACUGACUUGAAUAAUGACAGGUGAAACAGUCGCAGCCACUCCAUGUUUAAGUCUGGUAUAUAUACUGUAGUCCUAUAGGAAACAUGUCAAGAAACUUGGGUUCUGUAAUCACAAAGCAUGAGCAGCACUUGCCUCCUUGCAGUAUCAACUCCGAUAACUCUCACUUACUCCUGUCAGUCUGUUCUUUUCUCCGUCUCUUUUUAUUUUCAGUUGUACCCAUCUCCUAUUUUCUCCCAUUAUGUUCCAAAAUAUUAAACCAAAAAGAGCAGCUGCCACAGUUUUCCUCAGUCAGUAUGGGAGCUGUCCAACCUUGCCCCCCGCCCCAUUUCCCAGCACUUUACACCCUGCCAUUGAAGUUUGUACGUCUGAAAAUGUGUGAUGAAACCGCAACACUGUUAGUUUCCGGAGGGCACCGAGCACAGCGUGACAAACUGCAGGAGCUCAUAUGGCACCACUCGGGUGUGGUUACAAGCCUUUUGUGUUGAGAAAAAAAGGAAAGCCAACAUAAAUCUGCCUAAGCACUAUAUAUCCAGGGUGUAAUGCCAGCUUCUUUUAAAUUUUGCUCCAGUCAAAUCUCCUGCCACUUUUUUGUGAAUAAACCAAUUAGGUGGAAUUCAGCCUACACGUAGGCUUCUUGCAAUCAUACUGCAACAUCUUGAGUACAUUUCUGAUCAGGCUCUUAUUAAACAGACAUACCCUGAUACACAGAAACUAGUCCGAAGUGGCAGCUAUUGAUAUCUCCUGACCCUGUGACUAUUUGUUCACUUCAAAUUGGACACCUCAAUAUCAGUCCUUGAGCAGGUAUUUAUAUUCCACUGCUAUAAAAGUGUUCUUGGGGUUCAAGAAUUAAUGCCCAUGUUUUUCCUAAUGUUAUAAAAUACAAUCUCAGAGAAAGCCUGAAAACCAGCAAAGAUAGGAAAAUAUUGGUAUGCUGUAGGCAUUACAACUGGAUUCUCAAACAUACAACAUACAGCCAAUUUUAGAGUACUGAAUCUAUAUAAUUCCUUAUUUUGGUAUUGGUGAGGAAUCUUCAUUCUCUUCUUUCAUUAAAAUGAAGCCCUUCAAGAUGCAUGAGGGAAUUUUUCAGAUUAUGUGAUUGGCAGUGGAGUUGGAGAAUAGGCAGUGGCUAAAUGUGUUGACAUUUAUUGAAGUUCACUGUUAAAGUCAUGUGGCUACUGUCUGGUAAUGUUUAAUUGUCAGAGUGAUGAUGUAUAAUUGCUUGAACAGCCCACAGAGUCAGGAGGGCUUUUCACACAUUGUGAGAUUGUAACGUUCAUUGACCACUUUAUAACUUAAUCUGAUAAAAAAAAGGCUUGUAGCCACACAUUGCCCCAUAUACCCCAAAUAUCUAAUCUCCCCAUCAUUUUUCUUUCUUUGUAUCAGAUCUCUUUUUCCCCCCACUCUUCUUGCAACAAUCAAAAAUAAAGUAUUAACCUGACAACCCAA
Molecule: messenger RNA, 8989 nt
Organism: Conger conger (European conger)
Lineage: Eukaryota; Metazoa; Chordata; Actinopteri; Anguilliformes; Congridae
Gene: zbtb4
Product: zinc finger and BTB domain containing 4
Exons: 3
Coding region: 273-5516 (1747 amino acids)
Biological process (GO): negative regulation of transcription by RNA polymerase II; regulation of immune system process; regulation of cytokine production
Molecular function (GO): protein binding
Source: RefSeq, a predicted model, not a curated record